CUACCAGCAGGAGCAUUUAGUCCGGGCCUUGCUCCAUUCCUAGAUUUAACACAAAGCCUGCUUUCUUCUCCCCACGCAGUGGGAGGCUCAUCCGCUGCUUCCCAGGCAGCCUGCCCCUGCUAGCCUCCUGCCUCCCGGGCAGCGACAGGGCAGGAUCAGCAUGGCCUCAGGGAACGGAGCCUAGCAGGGUGGGUUGGAAAGCGCAAUGGCUGUGGAGUACACCAGGAUCCUCAGAGGAAACAUGCUGUGGAGCACAGCAUGGGAUCAUCACCUGGUGCCUGUUCUGUGGGAGACCCCUGGCAGGGGGGCCUGGAUUGCUCCUCUCCUGCUUCAAUCCCUGUCUAAAUGCAGAGAGAUCCAUGGUGGGCUGGGGCCUCGAUCACUGCAGUCUGCCCACUCUCUGCCAGGGACUCUGCAUUGCCUGAAGCACUUCCCUGUUGACCUGCGCACCUCCAUGGAUGGCAAGUACAAGGAAAUCGCUGAGGAGCUGUUCUCCCGCUCGCUGGUGGAGAGCGACAUGCGUAGCGCCCCCUACGAGUUCCCCGAGGACAGCCCCAUUGAGCAGCUGGAGGAGAGGCGCCAGCGGCUGGAGCGGCAGAUCAGCCAGGACGUGAAACUAGAACCCGACAUUUUACUCAGAGCCAAACAGGACUUCUUGAAAAUUGACAGUGCUGCUGACUUACAGCUAUAUAAGGAGCAGAACGAGGACCUGGUGGAUCAUCUCCCCAAGGAGAGGGAUGUGCUGCUGGAGAGAGAGUUCCAGAGGGUCACCAUCUCUGGGGAAGAGACAUGUGGGGUGCCUUUCACAGACCUGCUAGAUGCAGCCAAGAGCGUGGUGAAGGCACUGUUCAUCCGGGAGAAGUACAUGGGGCUCUCCCUGCAGAGCUUCUGCAAGACCACCGCCCGCUUCUUGGAGGAGCUCUCUGGGAAACCGCUGGAGACCCGGUUCUAUGAGGAGAUCCCAGAGACCCCCGUGGCUGCAGAUGCUCCUGUGCACCCCCCAUUCACAGACCAGCACCCCUACGAGACCUGCCUCCCUGAGGCCAUGCCGGCCGACUUGGGCUUCGGCCUCAGGAUGGUCAGCGGCGUGAUCCACGUCUACACCAAGCGCGAUGUCGUGGACAGGAGCACAGAGCUGGACCUGCCGUACCCUGACCUGCAGGAGUUCAUCGCCGACAUGAAUGUCUUGAUGGCUCUGAUCAUCAAUGGCCCCAUAAAAUCCUUCUGCUACCGGCGGCUGCAGUACCUGAGCUCCAAGUUCCAGAUGCACGUCCUACUCAACGAGAUGAAGGAGCUGGCGGCUCAGAAGAAGGUCCCCCACCGGGACUUCUACAACAUCCGCAAGGUGGACACGCACAUCCACGCCUCAUCCUGCAUGAACCAGAAGCACCUGCUGCGCUUCAUCAAGCGCACCAUGAAGAAGCACCUGGACGAGAUCGUGCACGUGGAGAAGGGCAAGGAGCAGACCCUGAAGGAGGUCUUCGAGACCAUGAACCUCACGGCCUAUGACCUCAGCGUGGAUACACUGGACGUCCAUGCGGACCGUAACACCUUCCACCGCUUUGACAAGUUCAACACCAAGUACAACCCCAUCGGGGAGUCCAUCCUGCGCGAGAUCUUCAUCAAGACGGACAACCAGGUCUCGGGAAAGUACUUCGCUCACAUCAUCAAGGAGGUGAUGUCCGACCUGGAGGAGAGCAAGUAUCAGAAUGCGGAGCUGCGGCUCUCCAUAUACGGCCGGUCACGGGACGAGUGGGACAAGCUGGCCAAGUGGGCCGUGAGCCACAAGGUGCAUUCCAACAACGUGCGCUGGCUGGUGCAGGUGCCACGCCUCUUCGAUGUGUACCGCACCAAGAAGCAGCUGGCCAACUUUCAGGAGAUGCUGGAGAAUAUUUUCCUGCCCCUCUUCGAAGCCACCAUCCAUCCUGCCAGCCACCCAGAGCUACACCUCUUCCUGGAGCACGUGGACGGCUUUGACAGCGUGGAUGACGAAUCCAAGCCAGAGCAUCACAUCUUCAACCAGGACAGCCCCCUGCCCGGGGCCUGGGUUGAAGAAGACAAUCCGCCCUACUCGUACUACCUGUACUACAUGUACGCCAACAUGACGGUGCUGAACCACCUGCGCAGGAAGAGGGGCUUCCACACCUUUGUCCUGCGCCCUCACUGCGGGGAGGCGGGCCCAAUCCACCACCUGGUGUCAGCCUUCAUGCUGUCGGAGAACAUCUCGCAUGGGCUGCUGCUCCGCAAGGCGCCUGUGCUGCAGUACCUCUACUACCUAGCCCAGAUUGGCAUCGCCAUGUCCCCGCUCAGCAACAACAGUCUCUUCCUGAGCUACCACCGCAACCCAUUGCCCGAGUAUCUGUCCCGCGGCCUGAUGGUCUCGCUCUCCACUGAUGACCCCCUGCAGUUCCACUUCACCAAGGAGCCCCUGAUGGAGGAGUACAGCAUCGCCACGCAGGUGUGGAAGCUCAGCUCCUGCGACAUGUGCGAACUUGCUCGCAACAGCGUGCUCAUGAGCGGCUUCUCCCACAAGGUGAAGAGCUACUGGCUGGGACCCAAUUACCUGAAGGAAGGGUCUGAGGGGAACGACAUCAGACGCACCAACGUGCCGGACAUCCGGGUGAGCUACCGCUUUGAAACGCUGUGCCAGGAGCUGACACUCAUCACACAGGCCGUGCAGACGGCAGAGCUGGAGACCAUCCAGGAAGAAGACUCCCUGAUCAUGAGCUCCAGCCUGGGCACACAGUGAAGGACACUGGUCUGGGCAUUCCCCCCCAGGUGCUCUCCCCCCGGGGGGCUGGCCUGGCACAUGAGAAUCCCCUGCUGCCUUUCGUAGCAUCUGCGCUCCUGGCCCUGGGGAUCCUGUCCGUUCCCUGGCGUUGGGUUCGCUGCAUUCCCCUUUGCUUGGUGUUUCCCUGAAGAAGGGGCUCGUUCUCUUUCCUUAGUGGCUGCCCUUGGGAACGGGCUGGGGCUGUUUUAGUUGGUUGCUUUGGGUUGUUAGUUUUCUUUUGGGUUUGUUUGUUCUGCCUUUUUUUUUAACUCCUGCUGGACUCUAGCGUGAGGGUCUGUGGGGCCGUUUGGGGGCACUAGUGCAGAGGGAGCUGGGUGGCAGGCCAGGAGCGUGGAUCCUGGCACCAUGGGGAGAGGAGACACAAGGGGGUUGGCGUGCAACUGCACAAGCUCGGUGAGAGGCUUGGAGGCACUAGUGUGCUGGCAUGAACGCACACGUGCUCUGGUACGCGUUGAGGGCUGGCGCCCCUCUCUCUUGGUAGGGUGCGCGUGUGGGGGGUGGCUGGAGCAUGGUGCUCUGGGCAGGUGCCACUCUCAGCGUGGCUUGUGUUAUGCCAGGAAAGGUGUGGCCUUGAGAUUGUCAGUCCAGUGAGUUCUGUGGCUGGAUGUCUCUGUGGCUGGAACUGUAGCCAUGAGGGCAGGUGGUUGAGAGCUAGGCUUUGCCCUUGCCCAGUACUCCAGCCUGCUGCAGCCGUGCCCCCUACCCCACGCGGCUGUGCUCUAUAGGGCUGCCUGGGCCACAGUCUUUUUAAAUAAAGGAGGAUCCACCCUCCAAAUUCCUCAAACUGUGAUGCCUGAAGCCUCAGCCCCAGGUGAGUGGCUUGGGCCUGUGCCCGGCCUGCGGGUCCUGCCCUGGGUUGGCGUGGGGGGGAAGGCCAGGGGGCAGGGCCAGAGGUAUUUUUAACUCCGUACGCAUCUGGUGUCAGUCUGAGCAUUUCUCUGUCAGCUGCAAGGGAGGGCCCUGGGCAUCUUUAUUAACCGUCUAGCUCCUGGGAACCGCCCAGUCAGGGCAGUCACAGCCAGCCUAGUCUCUCGGGGGCAGUUCCCUUGGGAGACCCCGGGAGCUCCCCGGCGGCAGUAGGGAGCGAGGCACCAGUUGCCUGUGCCUGGUGCCCAAUUUUGUCUGUGCGUCAGGCUGCAGAACCAUCCUCCCCGACGCGCUGCUUCAUGGCCGUCCCCAUCGCCUGCUUAGCCACCACGGCGCCACCCACUCCCCGCCUGCUCUGCUCCCGUGCAUCAGGGCCCGGCUGUGGGCUUGCAGAGCGCUCUGUGGCAUGGCAUUACCCAGAGGGGUCCUAGAUCUGACGGGCUCCUCCCCUGCCACCUCUGUUCUAGCCUCCUGGACUACCGAGAGGGAUGUUGCCAGUGUCCCGGGGUUGUGGGAGGAACCAUCGCUGGCCCCCAUGGAACAGAUCCAGACCAUGUGCCCCCAACCCCGUGAUGGCUGUGGGGAAGGGAGGCCCUGCCUGCUCUGCUGGGGUCGGUGAGGAGCUCAGCCCCACAGGUCCCCUUGAAGUGAAGUUUUUAUGGGUGGGAAGUGACCCUUCACUGGGGAGGGGCUGGCUGUACGCGGCAGGGGCCAAAGCUGUCGGGAGCAGAGUCAGUCAGCGCUGCCCACCAUGCCCUAGGAACAGGCCCCUGGACUCUGUGCCCUUGUGUCUCCCCUCUGCAUUCGGGUCCCAUGUAGCCAAUACGGCUAGGGAGCCCUGGCACCACGCCCAUCUCACUGCCAUGAUGAAAGAUCAGGGCGUCACGCAUGGGUGGGAGGUUCCCUGCUCCCAGUGGCUCCUGGGAGCAGCCCACCAUGCUGGGACAAAGCUCAGCUCCCUCCCCUCUUAACUCUGGUCAUAAUCACUGCCUGGGCCCAUAUGGAUGAGGUGCUCCCCUCCUCCGUCCAUUCCCGUCCCCUUGCUCCUCCCCACAUGCCCACCCAGCCCAGGGGACAGUUCUCACCCAGCUCCCUCCAGGGCUCUUGGGUCAGCUGGACGUGUUCCCCCAGAGCGCCGGUCACAGCAGGCUGCUCCCAUUUUGACCCAUGAGGGGCUGUCAGCCAAUUCCAGCAGCCAUACCCUAGCCACUGGCCUAGCUGAUGGCACCCUGGGCAGAGCGAAUGUCUUGGGGGGCCCAGGCCCUGUCCCAGAGCACUCAUGGUGGGGCUGGUCUAUGGGGGAUAGGAGCUUUCCAUCCAUGUUAGUCCCGCCCCUGUGCCCCUUACCUGUGGUCCUGGUGCUGGAAGCUCUGAGGAGCCGUCGCUGCACUGCAGGCUCUGGCCAGUGCUGGUGCACAGAGCAGUGCGGAUCAGAGCCGAGGGACUCUGCAGAUCCUGGCUAAGGAGUGGGAGCGGGGACCAUCUGCCCAGUGGCCGGGUUUAUCAGUAGGGGAUUAUCCGCCAUACUCACCCUGCUUCACCAGAGCCUGUCCCGGUUCUCUGUGCUGCCUAGACGGAGAAAGUUUUGAUUUCUGUGUACCUUAAAGCUGUCUCUUACCCUCCCACUCACCCUGUGGUGUCGCCACGUUGUUCGAUGAAACAGCUGACGCACGGUCGUUGUUCUCCGGUGUCAUGUCAAAAAAGAGCAUGAUCAAUAAAUACAAAUUAUUUAAGUAAA
Chrysemys picta bellii (western painted turtle) is the source of this 5396-nucleotide messenger RNA. It is a transcript of the gene AMPD2, whose product is annotated as adenosine monophosphate deaminase 2. The record is from RefSeq and is a predicted model, not a curated record. NCBI's taxonomy places the organism in Eukaryota, Metazoa, Chordata, Testudines, Emydidae. Gene Ontology annotation, cellular component: cytosol. Gene Ontology annotation, molecular function: AMP deaminase activity. Gene Ontology annotation, biological process: AMP metabolic process; IMP salvage.